This is a messenger RNA of Zasmidium cellare ATCC 36951, 303 nucleotides long. RefSeq lists its product as uncharacterized. The record is from RefSeq and is a predicted model, not a curated record. Lineage: Eukaryota; Fungi; Ascomycota; Dothideomycetes; Mycosphaerellales; Mycosphaerellaceae. The coding region runs from base 1 to 303 and encodes 100 amino acids. The transcript has 2 exons.
AUGUACCAAAAAGUGCUCCUCGUUGCUCUCAAAGUCAACUCCCUCGACGGAGCGACCAUCUGGGAAGGCUGGUCCACACUCUUCGGCGAAGAAAAUGGCCCAAAGCCAACUAAGAAUGUUUCGGCAAAGCGCUUUCAGCGUCUGAAGAAAACGUUGGCUGAGGGGUCUCUGCCAAACGAUUCAUCGAUGAUCAAAUUCAAGCAGAAGAAGUAUCCUCGCAAUCGCGGCAGGAAGGCAAGCAAAGCCAGGCGAAAGGCUUCCAGUAGUGACUCGGCCGCCGACAGCUCGGAGUUUGAAAUUUGA